AGUGUAUUAUCUGAGAUUUCAUGGUAUCAGAUCCCAAAGCCUAAACUAAAAUCAAUCCCCCCUCUUUUCAUCUCGGCUGUCAAUCUCCCAUUUUCUUUUCUUCCUCUAUCUCCCUGCGCUCUUCGUUCUCCCAUGGCGACUGAAACCUCCUUCCAACCACCUUUGGAUCUCUUCCCCGUUCUCGUACUCUCUUUGUUUCUCUUCCCUCCACACCCCAAAUUUCUAUCAAACUCACUCCCACCAUCUCUUGUGGAAGCUUCAACUACUGCAUCUUCUCUAUAGAUUUGAUCUAGCUCAAUUCAUAAAUGGCUUGUCUCCAGUCCCGUCUUGCCAUCUUCACGUCGUCCUUCCCAACCCCGUCUAGCUACUGCUUAUGGGGUUGCGAACUGCGCUUUCCGUCAAUGAGUUCUAUGGUCUCCUCCUUAACGAAGAAUCUCGUCUCCAUCAACACAACCUCCUCGCCGAUGACUUCUAUCCGUCAUCUAACUAGAGUCGCUCUAGUUAUCGUGGCAGUGGCGAACGUGGGCGGUCAUCUUCUCGUGGCGGUGGACGCGACCGGCGAUAAAGAGAUGACCGACUAUAUUCUUCUCACCAACCGAGCCUCCGUUUCCCACAAGCAGUAUCUUGCACCACUUCCCAACAUGCCCUUCUUGGGCCAAGGCCCAUUUCUAAUCUCUCUUUCUUUUGCAGGUUCCAAUCCAAUGUAGCGUUACACAUGCCACGAUUUUGGUCACGUAGCCCAACAAUGUCCCACCCUAGCUCACCCAUCUUGUCACCAGCCCUUAGCUCACCUUGAAACCACCAUGACCUCUCAAGAGUGGCUCCUAGAUUCUGGUUCCAAUUAUCAUCUCACGUCCGACCUCAACAACCUCGUACUUCAUUCCUAAUAUAAUGGUCUUGAUGAAGUCUCACUUGUAGGUCUUAAGUCCUAGUAAUACUGGAUAAGACACUUGAUGAAUAUUGUCUUCCUUUCGAAGAAUGUUAUUAAUGAGAUUGAGAGGAUUUGCAAUAAUUUCCCACUCAGAUACUAGUUUGAGGACUAGGGCUCUUGUUUCUUUGAAUCUUAAAGCUCGUCCUAAGAAGGAGGAAGUACUGCGCAUUCAUAAUUUUGUUGUCUGGAAUAAGGUGUGUGUUAUUAUACAUGCAUGGAAUGUCCUAUUUUCCAUUGGCUAUCUCGGGGUUGUGUGAGUUACAAGAUAUCGACUCAAACAAACGUUAUUUGGAGGUGUCUGUUAAAGUGUCGCAGUGUGAUUCAGCUUCAUAUAACUGCACAAGGAGCCUCUAUGCUUUGGGAUGGGGAACCAAUGUCUCUUUAUUUAUUCUUUGGCUAGCUGUGAUGGAAAGAUUGACAACCCAUGACAAGCUUCUUGCUUGGUAAAAUCAGCAUCGCGAUUCUAUGUUUUGUGCCCGGGGGAGUGGAGACUUGUUUCCACCUAUCCUAUGUUUGCCUAAGUUAUAGGUCUUAAGUCGUGGGAAGAAGUUGUUAAAUGGUGUUCCUUUUUUUGGAAAGGAAAGUCUUCAAAAGUGGUCUUUGGCAGAGCAACUUGGAGUUUUGCUAUCAGUCUUAUUCGGCUGGAAAGAUGCUCGAGAAUGUAUGGGGAGCAUGCUGUGAGGUCCCCUUAGUUAGUGAGCGUUGGACUCUGCAGGAUUUUGAACUAGAAGGCUGAAGCUGAUAAGUUGUUGGAGGAGAGUCUCUUCGCGGUCGGAUUGGGUAGUUGUUAGUAAUUAUAUGUAUAUGCUUUUCUGAUCCGAUGGACAGUUUGUAUUGUUCCGAGGCGCUCAAAGGGUUUCUUUCCUUUGAGUAGUUUGACCUUAAUGCAAUUUUUUAUUAACCAUAAAAAAAUGAUGUGGCGGACAUGUGGCAUAAAGUGGCGAGUUGGAGCUGACGUGGGAGUUGAUGAGGUAGGCAGAUCAGCGUCUCGUUAAUGUUAUUGACAUUGUCUUUAACAUCGAAAAAGUUUAUAACGAAAAUGGCUAGAUUUGUCAUACAACCAUUCAAAAAUUUGACUAUUUUUUUAUUUCUAAACAAUUGGCUAUUAUGAUCACAAACGUAAAAGUUGUAACUAUACAAGUGUAUUUUGCCCAUCUUUUACACUUCUUGGUUUGGUUCUCGUGUAUACAAGAUUGCAGCGAUUGGGCCGCUUACUUGUGGCAUGUUCGAUAUCACAAUAAUAGGACCGUCCGGUGAGGAAUUGGCUGGACUUGCAAGUAGGCAGGAUUACGGUCAUACAUGGAUUGGGUGGGUCGGUUUUGACCACUCAUAGCCACCCAAAUCCAUUGGUCACUGGCUCACGGGAAAAGUAAUAGAUGACCCAAACCUAAUCAUUAAACACUUGAAACCCUACAUGGGUUCGAGUAGGAAAUGGGUCGGCUUCGAUUGGUUCAACCCGUAAAGUUUAAUGAAAUGUGCACAUUUGA
Molecule: messenger RNA, 2418 nt
Organism: Linum trigynum
Lineage: Eukaryota; Viridiplantae; Streptophyta; Magnoliopsida; Malpighiales; Linaceae
Source: the annotation of a GenBank genome assembly